GUGGCGAGCGUAGCAACUUCCUGCUAGUUUGGUAUGAUAAAUUCUCUCAGUUCCUGUGUGAUCACAGUCCGAUCUCAUGCUCAGUGCAGUUGACUACAAACAGCUUUGAUGGAGAAAUCAAGUGUUCUAAGUUCUGGUGAAGACCCCGAAUCAGAGGACAACAAGUCCGACGUGAAAGCUAUCAUGGCCCGCUUCCAAGCAGGAAAUGUAUCUACAGAAGGGACUCCAGGUGUUCGUCCGAAACCACCUGUCCAGCCCACUUUGUCUUCAGGCCCAGUCGUGCCUGCUAAGAAGCCUGUUCUUGAAAGUAGCCUAUCCAGUGGAAUUACUACCUCAACUGCCCCCAAACCUAAGAGCACAGUCAACACAGCUAGAAGCGCUCCAGACAUGCACGAACCUCCAAAGAUAAAAGCUUUUGGGACUAGGUUUGAAAACACACAAGAGAACAACAAAGUCAACUUUAAAGUUCCUGUUAAACCCAAACCACCAGAUUCGUCCCAGGACUCUGAGACUCCAAAGGUCCCAUUCCCAAAGGCACCACUACAGAAGCCUGCUUCAAGCAUCAUGGCGAACGAAUCAAAGGUAACAAGCCCAAAGCCAAUGACUCCUACGGCAAAACCACCCUGGGUCAAAGACAUCGCGAAAGCUGAAGACAACAGCACUAGCCCGAAUCCUGCUCCUCCAAAAAUGCCUUUAGCACCCAAACCGAAAAGCACCAUGGCUAUGCUGCGCCAGCAGCCAGAGGAAAGCAGUAACGUGGAAACUGCUGCAAAACCUUCCUCGGUAUCUAAUGUGAAACCAUCAAGUUUCCGUGUUAAAAAUAGCUUCAACAAACUAGAGGAAGGUGUUAAGGAAGGUGCUAAAGUACCAAGUGCUAAUGAGUCCGUCCCAAAGCCCCUAAUGCCUAAUAAACCCAGCUUCCCAAGAAAAUCAUCUGGGCCACAGCCAGCCAACGAUGACCCGUCGGCACCCAAGAAGAAACCCUUACCCAAUACCUACGCUCUGGGCAGCGCUCCCUCCAAACCCAACAGACCGCCCAAAGUCAACCUUGAGAAGUUCAAGAAGGGCUCAGAGGCUACAACAGAGAGUCCUGCACCAAAGAAUGUAACUCCCCCUCCCCCACCCACCUCUCACCCCAGUAGUCAGGCGCCUCCGCCUCUGCCCUCUCAACACUUACGUCCCAACUUGCCCCCACGACCUUCAGGACCUAUAACUGAUGAAAAUUACGAUGACGUGGAUAGCUUUAGAAUGGAACAUAAAAAUGAGGGAAGUGGAAGUGAUGGUGAGAUAUAUGAGGAUCUUGAUGACAGCAGGUCUGCUGCAGAGGCAAGUCAGCCUCAGAAAAAGCAAGAAAAAGAAGUUAAAAAUCAGAAAGACCGUGAGAAAAAAGAGAAAGAGGCAAUUAAGAAGUUUAAAAUAACACCGCCCCUGCAGGUUAUUCAUCAGGUAAAAGCUAAAGCUGACUGCAAGGGUGGGAAACAUGACCUCUCCAUAAAGAAAGGCGAGUCAGUUGAUAUCAUUCGAAUCACUGACAAUCCAGAGGGUAAAUGGUUGGGCCGGAGUCAAGAUGGAUCAUUUGGCUAUGUUAAAACGGAAAUGGUUGAGAUCGACUUCAGUGUCUUGAAGAAUCAAGGCCUGUCUCUUCCUCAUAACUUGGAAAGUGAAGAGGUGUACGAUGACGUAGAAUCUAUGGACGAUCACGGGAAUAUGAAUGGGCAGCGGAUUGUUCUACCUCCACCACCAGAUGAUGAUUUGUAUGAUGAUAUACCUGAAUCCAAUCUCAUUCCAAACAGCACUGGAGAUCCCAGGCCUCUCUUAAAGCGCAACUUCUUGGAAAUGCUCAAAAGCUCGGUUGAACGGAGAAAAAGUCAACUUCAAAAUAACGACAUUGCUCCCCCUCCACAAUUUACACAUGAAGAUGCUUCCCAAGACAUAUAUGAUGAUGUUGAUUCAUUCCCUGGUGCUCCAUCACCUAGCAGCCUUCCUCCAGUGAAAUCUAAGGCGACCAAAGUCCACGAGGACCCGAAAAAGCAAAAGAAGUUUGAGAAGGAAGAAAAGGAAUUUCGGAAAAAGUUUAAGUACGAUGGGGAGAUUCAGGUACUUCAUCAAGCAACAAUUGCCAUUAGUAAAAAGGGAAGUGGGAAAGACCUGGCUGUGCAAGCUGGGGAGACUGUGGAUGUCAUCAACAAAUCUGACCCUGACAAAUUCAUCUGUAGGAACAAGGAGGGCAAAUUUGGAUACGUUCCAAUCAGCAACAUUCAAACAGAUGAUGAGGUCUAUGAUGACAUUGGAGAUGACUGUAUCUAUGAUAACGACUGAAGAUCUCACACCAUCGUCAUCUCAUCUUCUGGUGCAGCUUAUUAUUUCUGGCCCUUUCUUCUUGAUUGUUGGGCGUAUUUAUUGUAUAGACACAUUAGGUUGAAAUAAACAGCCUAGUACCAUCAUGAUAUCACAGUUGCCUUAGUAAAAAUAAAUGGCUUCUUAUCCAUAUCGGCCUCCAAAUACAAAGUCUUUUACUUUCUUUUUCCUGUCAUGCGUUUGAGAAAACUAGCUGAAACUAAUUCUAAGAUACAUUUUUGUUUCUAAGUGAAAGGCAGUAUUUUGUAACCGGUCUUUAUUUGCUCAUUUACUUGUGUUUUUGUAAAUAUUACACUGCAAAAGACUGAACUGUUUUCAUCACUUGAUAAUAAAUGUAUACGUUUGCAUCCCUUUUAAAUGCAACACGCUAAUGAUGUUGAUUAAACAAUGUUUACAUCUAUGUUCACUUGAUUUAGAACAAAAAAAAAGCUUCAGAAAUGUUC
This is a messenger RNA of Labeo rohita (rohu), 2801 nucleotides long. RefSeq names its product FYN binding protein b (gene fyb1b). Lineage: Eukaryota; Metazoa; Chordata; Actinopteri; Cypriniformes; Cyprinidae. Gene Ontology annotation, biological process: integrin-mediated signaling pathway; T cell receptor signaling pathway; protein localization to plasma membrane. The record is from RefSeq and is a predicted model, not a curated record. Gene Ontology annotation, cellular component: plasma membrane. The transcript is spliced from 19 exons. Bases 109 to 2319 code for a protein of 736 amino acids. Gene Ontology annotation, molecular function: protein binding.